Molecule: messenger RNA, 4766 nt
Organism: Scylla paramamosain (green mud crab)
Lineage: Eukaryota; Metazoa; Arthropoda; Malacostraca; Decapoda; Portunidae
Exons: 9
Coding region: 302-3247 (981 amino acids)
Source: RefSeq, a predicted model, not a curated record
GCUUCCUUUGUUUAGUGUUGCCUGUGUUCUGCCCGAAAGUAGUGUUGUAGAUUUUAGUGCGCUGUGCCUGUAAUCAUUCAGUGACCGCCCUGUGCGUGUGUUGCCGCGUCAGGAAAGGAGUGUUGCGUCUCCAGGCACCUCCCGCCUCACGCCUUUCUUCCUCCCGUCUCCCGGAGUGUACACACCUGCACUAUUGAGGCACCUCCCGCCUCGCGCCUUCCUUCCUCCCGUCUCCCGGAGUGUACACACCUGCACUCUUGAGGCUGCUGGCGAGAGGAACUGUCGUCCCAAGCCCUCCACCAUGGCCGCCGCUCCAACAGUACAUGUCCAUCGCAUUAAGCUUAUCUGUCUCAUGGAGAACGCAGGCAAGGACGUCUUGACCUUUGUGUUGAAGCGCGGCGCGCUGAACGCCCCCGCCACGCCGCCGGGCCAGUCCCUCACUGACUACCUUGAUAACCUCCCUCAAGGCUCGACAGCCAACUAUGGCAGGAUGAAUAACAAACAAAAGAAAGCAGCACUGAGCAACACCGACCGCCGCCAAGCACAACGCUUCCCUCUAUGGGACAACUUUGAUGUAAGUUUAUUGCACAAAACAAUAAAGCUGACGUGCCAAGGCGUGGCGAGAGAUGGCGAUCCCGAAUGGCGGAACCAGAACACCCUGGAAGGAUUGGUAACGAAAAUCAAGGAUGAGCGGAAUGAACUCUUUCAUGAAGUGAAAGAUUUCAGCGAGGCAGAGUACCAGCACAAAGUCAACGAGUUAGAACACCUCUUUAUCCGAGUCCUCGCCGCAGCCAAGGCCAAAUACUGCAUUCCUGACGCAGAGGUGACACCCGUGCAGGACAACGCCCGGCAGGUCACUGAUACCUUCAGAAAUAUGGGAUUAGAGGAAGCAAUUUUAAGAUAUAAAUUAAGUAACAUGUGUCAAUUAUUCAUAAGCAUGAGUCAGACCCACCUCAAAGCAUUCUAUGAUCGCGUGCAAACCUUUGAUCCUCUGUCCUUCCUUACCAACUCACCAAAACACCUACAUCACAUCCAGGACAUUUUCUGCAAGAUGUCCCUCGUGGAAGGAAGAGGACACCUCCAACAGAGGCGAGACAUCGACACUUGCGACGUGCUGACGGUGACGCGCCGCGCGGGACAGAAUCCACAGCCGUCCACAUCCUCAUCGGCCACGCCGCCCACGCACGACGCCAAGCCACAGCUCAUCCUGAUCAGGGGCGUGGCAGGAAGCGGCAAAACGACCCUGCUCACCUUCCUUGUCUCAGAGUGGCUUCAAGAGCCCUGCGCCUGCACCAUCAAACACCUGGACGAGUACGACAUCGUGGUGCGUGUCUUGUGCCGCGAUGAUGAAGGCCCAUCUCUCCAGAACUUCCUCAAAGUGAUCCUCCCAAACCACUUUGCUGUGAUGGACGAACACCUCAUCCCCCUCCUACAACAAUGCAAGGUUCUCUUCCUGAUUGACGGCCUGGACGAACUGUCGCCAGGCACUCCAUCACACAGCCUUGUGAAGGACAUCAUCAACAUAUCGAAAUACUCGCCAGACUUCACACUCGUCUGCACAUCGCGGCCCGAAACAGUGCAAGACUUCUUGGCCAAAGUACCUGAUGGUUAUGAGGUGUGGGACAUGGAGAUGAGAAGUGUUAGCCAUGAACAAAGAAUUCAUUUUGUCAUGAAGCAUUACAACAGCUUCCCAGACAAGGGGGUCAAAGACCCUGAGAGGCUUGAGUACCUCAUGAAACACAUUGGCUGGAAGGAUUACCUCGGCCUGCCCUUGAACCUGCAUUUUAUUGCAUGGUUGUUUUAUUUCAAUGUAGACAACAUCAAGAUCACCACCACCCAGACCAGCCUGUACGUCACCAUACGAGACUGGUGCAUACAAAAACUGCAGGCCAGACUCACAGGUCAUCCACAAGACAUAAAGACCCGCGAGGUGCUCAUUUCUAUGGUUCUACAAGAUAUAUACGACACAUCAUUGCAAGCUCUUCUUCAAGACCGACUCACUCUGUCAAAACAGGAAGAGCAGAAGCUGAUCUGUUGCUGCUUUGGAAAAGGAUUACCCAGCAAGGAAGUCAUCCCAGCGUUUUUCAGUCUUCAAGACACCAGUGACAGGCUGGGGCAUCAUCAGAAGUAUGCAGCCCCACACAAGAGCCUACAGGAAUUCUACGGUGCAUCAGCAAUCGUCCACAAGCUGGUGGAGGACUCACACUCAGCAAACAUACGACGCAUGCUUCACGACCCGCCGCCAGAACAGCUCCGGAACUUGAGGAACCUGCUGCUGCACGUGGCAGGUCUCCUCUGCCACCCUAACACACCACUUUGUGCUGCAGCCAUACAAGAGGUGGUGGACUUGCUGGCGGAGACUGGUGUGGAAAGGUGUGAUGAUUGGCUGUCCAUGCUGGAGGACACUGAGGUGAACAGGACUGCCUUGGAUUGUGUUGUCAGACACAUUACAAGUGAUAAGAGGGAGAUGGUAAUAAUAACAGACAGCACCAUCACCAGUGCCAGGGCCCUCCUCCCCCUCAUCCCCUCCAAGGUGGUACGGAUACAGCUAAGCAGGAAGGAAUCAGACGUGCAGGGGCUCAUCUUUGAACACCACAAAUACAUUGAUCUGUCCCUGCACCACCAAUACAGGCAUCCAGACCAAGCCACUCUCUGUGACUCCUUGCUGCGUGCCAUGCCCAGGAGUCACCUUGACUGGUUCACGGGUCACCUAAGUGGUGCCGGCACACAGCUGCUGCAGGAGUGCCGGGCCCUGCAGUGGCUCCACCUGGCCGUGUGUGACCAAGACGCCCAAAAGAUUCUGGCCGCCAUCAGCGCCGUCCACGCGUCGCUGCCUCAGCUACACAAGCUCUGCCUACACGUCCCCGUGGGUGCGUUGAAGACACAGGCGUGCACCACACGGCUGCCUAGCUGCCCAUGGGUGUUCCUCGUGUUGUCUGGCGUGGACGAGAGGCUGCUGGAGGAGGCGGCCCAGAUAGCACAGCUCCUGCAGCCCACACAGCGCCCAUACUGGAGCAUCAGCUUCCCCGGCAGCAGCAUGAAGGCAGAUGUGUGGCGGCGCUGCCUUCACAAGCUGGCCAAUGCCGGCGUCACGGUGAUGCGUCGUGGUGGUGGUGUUGGUAUUGUAGCACCGCACACCAGCCCCAUCACGGAGGAAGAGCAGUGGGAGCUGGACACCCUUGCCAGCACCACGAUGUUACGUGCCUUCACCAGACGGCCUGAAGAGGACCUGUGGCAGUACCUGUAAUCCCCGUGACGGCCAGACUCAUCGGUGCUGGAAGUGCAUCCACUCACGAGGCAAAGACAUGGGCUGCAUUUAUCCUACUGCAUUGUGUGUGUACAAGUCUACAGUGUGGCGCUCUCUCUCUCUCUCUCUCUCUCUCUCUCUCUCUCUCUCUCUCUCUCUCUCUCUCUCUCUCUCUCUCUCUCUCUCUCUCUCUCUGAUGAUUCAAAUUAUAUUCUUAAGUUUGUUAGAAUUCUUAAGUCUUGAUUCUCUCUCUCUCUCUCUCUCUCUCUCUCUCUCUCUCUCUCUCUCUCUCUCUCUCUCUCUCUCUCUCUCUCUCUGAUGAUUCAAAUUACAUUCUUAAGUUUGUUAGAAUUCUUAAGUCUUGAUGUAGUCUCUCUCUCUCUCUCUCUCUCUCUCUCUCUCUCUCUCUCUCUCUCUCUCUCUCUCUCUCUCUCUCUCUCUCUCUCUCUCUCUCUCUCUCUCUCUCUCUCAUGGUUCAAAUCAUAUUCUUAAGUUUGUUAGAAUUCUUAAGUCUUGAUUCUCUCUCUCUCUCUCUCUCUCUCUCUCUCUCUCUCUCUCUCUCUCUCUCUCUCUCUCUCUCUCUCUCUCUCUCUCUCUCUCUGAUGAUUCAAAUUAUAUUAUUAAGUUUGUUAGAAUUCUUAAGUCUUGAUGUAGUUUCUCUCUCUCUCUCUCUCUCUCUCUCUCUCUCUCUCUCUCUCUCUCUCUCUCUCUCUCUGAUGAUUCAAAUUAUAUUCUUCAAAUUAUAUUCUUAAGUUUGUUAUAAUUCUUAAGUCUUGAUGUAGUCUCUCUCUCUCUCUCUCUCUCUCUCUCUCUCUCUCUCUCUCUCUCUCUCUCUCUCUCUCUCUCUCUCUCUCUCUCUCUCUCUCUCUCUCAUGAUUCAAAUUAUAUUCUUCAAAUUAUAUUCUUAAGUUUGUUAUAAUUCUUAAGUCUUGAUGUAGUCUCUCUCUCUCUCUCUCUCUCUCUCUCUCUCUCUCUCUCUCUCUCUCUCUCUCUCUCUCUCUCUCUCUCUCAUGAUUCAAAUUAUAUUCUUAUGUUUGUAAGAAUUCUUAAGUCGUAAUGUAGUCUCUCUCUCUCUCUCUCUCUCUCUCUCUCUCUCUCUCUCUCUCUCUCUCUCUCUCUCUCUCUCUCUCUCUGAUAAUUCAAAUUAUAUUCUUAUGUUUGUUAGAAUUCUUAAGUCUUAAUGUAGUCUCUCUCUCUCUCUCUCUCUCUCUCUCUCUCUCUCUCUCUCUCUCUCUCCCUCUGAUAAUUCAAAUUAUAUUCUUAUGUUUGUUAGAAUUCUUAAGUCUUAAUGUAGUCUCUCUCUCUCUCUCUCUCUCUCUCUCUCUCUCUCUCUCUCUCUCUCUCUCUCUCUCUCUCUCUCUCUGAUGAUUCAAAUUAUAUUCUUAAGUUUGUUAGAAUUCUUAAGUCUUGAUGUAGUUUCUCUCUCUCUCUCUCUCUCUCUCUCUCUCUCUCUCUCUCUCUCUCUCUCUCUCUCUCUCUCUCUCUCUCUCUCUCUCUCUCUCUCUCUCUCUCUCUCUCU